This is a messenger RNA of Aspergillus aculeatus ATCC 16872, 1594 nucleotides long. RefSeq names its product sulfotransferase family protein. The record is from RefSeq and is a predicted model, not a curated record. The transcript has 4 exons. Lineage: Eukaryota; Fungi; Ascomycota; Eurotiomycetes; Eurotiales; Aspergillaceae. Bases 321 to 1214 code for a protein of 297 amino acids.
CAACAAACGCGCUCGCCCACCCGCACAGCUGCCUCAUCAGUUUGCUUAUCAUCUACAAUCGACGUGAUGUGUUCUGCCUGAGAGUGGAACCUCAAAGAGCCACUCAUUAUUUUGGCUGGCCUUGCUUCAUCACCAAAGCAAUACUCUGCGCCGAACACUGGGCUGGGCACCCUGGCCAAAACGCAGCGCGCACACGACCAUCUCACGGAUUGGACCGCCAUCGUUACACAAACACCGGAUUGAGCAGACCCAACAAAUUCAUCCUGGCGAAGUUCGCAGCAUCGAAGACAUCCCCACCAACUUCACAGCUACAACUCACCAUGCCAACCAUCGAAGCCGGCAACCGCGUCUUCCAUGUCACCGACAUCGACCGCGAUAAGUGCUCGCGCAUCGUGCCCAUGCGGGUUCUUUCGCUGGGUCUGACGAGGACGGGGUCCGAGUCACUAAUGGACGCCCUGCGCAUCCUCGGUUACCACGAAGCAUACCACGGAUACCAAGCGAUGAUCACCAACCCACGCGACUGCGAGAUGUGGCUGAAAGCUUUGCGGGCGAAGUACGACGGGGUGGGACAGCGGUUCGGGCGCGAGGACUGGGAUCGGCUGUUGGGGCAUUGUCAGGCCGUCUCCGACCUCCCAGCCAUCUGCUUCGCAGAAGACCUCAUCCAAGCCUACCCAGAAGCAAAAGUUAUCAUCACAGUCCGCGACGUCGAUGAAUGGUACGAAUCAAUGAUGACCCUCGUCACCGCAAUCGACACCCCGCUCAAUAAAUAUCUCCUCGUGCCCCUCAUCAACAUUAUCAACAACCUCCUGCAUUCCCGCUUCCGUCUCGUGCCUGAUACCUUCCUCAAAGCUGGGUUAUGUCUUUACGGGGAAGAUGUCCGCACCACCGCCCGCGAGACGUACCUCAACCACGUGGCCAAAAUUCAAGCGCUGGUGCCCAAGGACCGACUGCUGCUGUACCAUGUCAAGGAGGGGUGGGAGCCGUUGUGUGCGUUUCUGAGGCAGCCCGUCCCCGCGCUGCCGGUGCCGAACGGGAAUACCAAGGCGGAUAUGUUGGCGAGACAUCGCGCGUGUAUGCGGUUGAAUCUGAGGGAGUGUGGGUGGAAGGUGGUUAGGGGGGUUGUUUUGGUUGGGGUUGUGGUUUGGGUUGUGCGGAGGGAGGAGGUUCGGUGGGGGGGUUUGUGGGAUGGACUUGUAGGGGCGUUGAGGUUGUAGAUUCCUGGGCUUGGGGUGGUGGCUUUGUGAGCUGGUGGGAGUGUAUAGUGAGCUUUGGAAGGUCUGUUAUGAUGGUUCUUUCUGAAUAAGUGCACCGUCGCUGACAUGGAUGAUAGCAUUUCUGGCAUCGUCUAUAUUGAACUAGAGUGAUGACUGCUAGGUACCCUCAACCUGCUAGCAGGCAACCACAUCCCCAGUACCUCCUAACUGUACUGUACUAAUCUUCACCCAUCCAUCUACAAUGCAAUCACCCCACAAAGCACCCUUUAGAUCCACAUCCGGCCAAAACCUCACCCCCAACCACCAUAUCAUGGAUGCCUACACCCUACGCCUACUUUUCCAGCACAUCGAAAUGGUGGAGCCAGUUACUACACCCUUUG